Messenger RNA from Hordeum vulgare subsp. vulgare (domesticated barley), 1802 nucleotides. RefSeq names its product protein FANTASTIC FOUR 1-like. The transcript has a single exon. NCBI's taxonomy places the organism in Eukaryota, Viridiplantae, Streptophyta, Magnoliopsida, Poales, Poaceae. Bases 402 to 1496 code for a protein of 364 amino acids. The record is from RefSeq and is a predicted model, not a curated record.
UGUGGUGUGGCAUCCCAAGAUCGAUCACAUCCCAGCCGAAGCGAGCGCGAGAGCGAGCGGAGCCCCUCUCCCUCCCUCUCGGCGCUCAGCAGAGCCAAAGCACGAGUUAGAGUCUACCGAGCUUAUCCCCCCGCCGUCCGCCUCCGCCUCCGCCUCUCGUUUCCUUCACAGUUCACACACACACACUAUCAGCUGUCACCCAGUCAGUCGGCCGGUCAAGCCCAGCCGCCCCCUUGCUUCCUCUGUCUCCCUGCUCCUGCUCUGCUCUCCCCAACCCCAGUCACCACCAGGUUAAUAUAAACGCACGUACCCAAAGCCCAGCUAGCGAGCGCCUUCACACGCACCACUGUACCCCUACUAUCCUGCCUUUUGGUGUGACGCUACCUGCGACGAGUCGAGGCAUGGCACUCACGGCGUUCGAGACCGCGGAGCAGCGCCUGCCGUGCCGCGUCGAGCAGGCCGACGCAGGCGGCAAGGUGGUGGUCGCUGCUGCCGAGCAGGCCGUGCCGCCGCAGGAGGCGGACCGCGGCGGCCGUCUCGAGAGGGACGACAUAUGGAACAUGAUCCAGUCGCAGAAGCCGCCCGCGGCCCCGGCGCCGAGGCAGGCGCCGUACGUGCCCGCGCCCGUGCGCCGCUCCUCCAGCCUGCUCACCCAGAAGAGCCUGGAGAUCUGCACCGAGAGCCUCGGCUCCGAGACUGGCUCCGAUGGCUUCUCCGACGCCGAUGGCGCCGCCGACCGCUCCUGCCCGGGCUCCGACGAUGACGGCGCCAACGGGGUGGCCGCGCCCGCCAUGCCGCCCCGCGCGUUCCCGCCGCCGCUGCCGUCCCUGGCGCGCCGCACUGUGGGGUCGCUGCAGAUGAGGCAGCACCGCCGCGACGGCCGCCUGGUCGUCGAGGCCGUCCCCGUGCUGUCCAACACCCUGUUCCGCGCGCAGCGCCGUGGCGGGCGCCUGCUCCUCUCCUUCGCCGACACCGCCGCCCCCGCCGAGGACGAGGGGAAGAACCACGCCCAGGAGACCGAUCAGCAGCAGGCCGACGAGCGAACCCACGAGGAGGAGGAGGAGGAGGAGGAGGGGGAGGAGGUCCAGGUCGUGGACAGAGGCACCAUCGUCGAGGUCAAGGUCAGCACGCAGCCCCAGGCGCACAGCAGUGGAGCGCGGGUGCACCGCUCCUCGCUCGUCAUCAACAAGUUCGUCGGCGCCGAGCCCGUCAACGCCUCCGAGAUCAAUGACGCCGCUGCUGUGCCGCCGCAGCAGCCACCCAAGCCUGCGAGCAGUUCGGCAGCCGCUGCCUUGGCCGCAGCUCCGGCCCUAAGCGCGACUGCGACACUGCCGGAAGAUGACGACGGCACUGCUGCCACGCCCUGCGAGGGCAAGGUGCUGAUGACGACGAGGAGGCGGCGGAGCAAGCAGGAGCUCCUCAACCACAUGCGCCGGUGCGGCCAGCUGAGCGGGCAGCUCUUCAUUUGGGAGCCGCGCGUCGCCACCUCCUCCUGAGCCCAUCGUCGUCCCGCACGACGCGCCGCCGCCGCCUCCUGAUUCCGUCCGACUCCAUGCCUCGAGGAGGGCCCUGUUUGUUUGUAGCCGUUGCUGCUGCCUGGUGUAACGUAAGCGUGCGUAAUAUUGAUGUCUGUGUUAGUAGUAAGUGAUUUGAUAAUCACGUGAUUGGCUUAGCCGUACGAGCGAGCGAGAGCGAGAGUAGAUUGCUUUGGUUUAUCCCCGUGCCUCCGCGCACGUGUUGUAUCUACUUGCGUGCUAUCUACUAGUGGUCAUAAUUUAAGAUAAACAAGAAUGUUUGUGUGA